This is a messenger RNA of Oryza sativa Japonica Group (Japanese rice), 6251 nucleotides long. RefSeq names its product calcineurin-binding protein 1. The record is from RefSeq and is a predicted model, not a curated record. NCBI's taxonomy places the organism in Eukaryota, Viridiplantae, Streptophyta, Magnoliopsida, Poales, Poaceae. Gene Ontology annotation, biological process: chromatin organization. Gene Ontology annotation, cellular component: nucleus. Gene Ontology annotation, molecular function: nucleosome binding; protein binding.
AUCAAAAGGUAAAAAAAAAAGCCGUGGCAAACCCGUAAUUAUUCGCAGGAAGCAUCACUUCGCCGCAAGACGGCGGCGACCACCGCUCCUCGGCUGGAGGGAGCCCUCGUCGCCGGCGAAGCCCGCGCGGCCACCUCCCCUGCCGGAGUUGGCCAUGUUCUCCAUCGCGGCCAUCAACGAGAGCGACACCGGCGGGCAGUGGGAGCCGCUCGCGCCUACCAAGGAAGCUCAGGAAUCAGCACUCUCUCAGAAGUACCACGAGGGGCUCCUCAAGUUGCAAGAAAAAAAUUAUGUAAAAGCUCGUGAACUUCUGGAGGAUGUCUUAAAGGACCCACUAAUAUCAAAAAUUCAGGCUGAUAACAUUGUCAGUGAUCAGCAUUUGCUGCAGCUAAGGUUUCUUACAUUGAAAAACCUUGCGUCUGUUUUUCUUCAACAAGGGUCAGCAUUUUAUGAUAAUGCUCUUCGUUGUUACCUACAAGCUGUAGAGCUUGAUGCAAAUGAUUCAGUUGUAUGGAACCAUCUGGGAACACUUUCCUGCUCUAUGGGUUUGUUGAGCACAUCAAGAUGGGCAUUUGAGCAAGGGCUUCUAUGUAGCCCAAAUAAUUGGAACUGCAUGGAGAAACUCUUGGAGGUGCUUAUAGCUAUCUGUGAUGAAGUUGCAUGCCUUUCUGUAGCAAAGUUAAUACUUAGGAGUUGGCCAUCACAUCAUCGGGCUUUACAUGUAAAGAAGACCAUUGAGGAUGCAGAACCAGUACCCUUUGCACCUCGAGGUAUCGACAUACUUGAACCCAAGCAUGCAAAACUCAAAUUUUGUAACAAAAGAAAAUCUGGAGAUGAUGAAACGCAUCAUGAAACAGUGACAAAGAAGAGUAGGCAGAAUGCUAAAUUGCAGUUGACUGAAGCCAAAUGGAUGGCCCUUUUAGAUGGUAUCCUAAGCUUCUUAAGUUCAAACAACACAAAAUCUAAUGAAGAUCACGGUGCCAAUACAGAGAGUCAAUGUGAUACUAAGAGGAGUAUCAAUGGGUUUGCUUAUAACAUGAUGGAUGUCUCCUUAUCUACGGAAACAUUGAAAACUAUGGAAUCUGCAGGUGGGAAUGAACAUGAUUUGUACCAUGAUGGUGAAAGUGUGCUGUCUCAUGACUGCAGAACUGCAGUUAAAGAGAAGGACACCAAUUCAGAUAGAGAACAUCCUCAUGAAAGGAGAAGCACACGUCUUGAGAGGCUGCGAAGUCGUAAAUCUGGUAAAGAUGAACAUGAAUCCAAUGGAAAAGAUAUAUCACAUGCUAUAACUCAAUUUCUAGAUUCAUUUAUCUUGAAGCGCACAAGUAUUCCAGAAAAGAUCGAUUGUUCUGGAAAUGGUGAUGCUUCUACCCCUGAAGCUCUAACAUAUACACCUGAUCGUGAGGCAAGUGAUGUGAAGCAAUUUCUUUCCAAAAUAUCAAAAAAUUGUGGACCUCUUCAUAUUGGCUAUAUGUUACUUGAGGAAAUAGCUCAGACCAACAUACCUUUUCAAGAUUACUUUGUUAAGUUCAUUGAACUAGACAAAAUUACUAGAGGCUGGGCUCAAGAUAGAUCUGCACAAUGCAGCUUAUUUCUUGCUGAAUUAUACUAUGAUCAAGCUCUUUGUUCUGGAAGCCCAUUAGCAUCCUCAGAGUUGUCCAAUUCAUCUUACCAUCUUUGUAAGGUCAUCCAAUCAGUAGCUUUGGAAUUGCCAUUCAGAACCUCUGAUGGAGCAGCAAAGUCCACCAAUUUGGAUUUGAAUAUGGAAAGCCAUAUGGAAGAGGUGUGUUCAAGCGAUAAAACUGAGAAGAAUGCCUCAAAUAUGUCCAGAAACUCUGUAAAUUCUGUCAACUCGGUUUCCAGUAACAUUCUUUGUGAUGAAACAUCUGAAUGUGAUUCUUCUUCAAACACUAAUUGUGUUUUCUGGAUUCGCUUCUUCUGGCUGAGUGGUUGUCUGUCCCUUUCAUCAGACUGCAAAGAAAAAGCUUACAAGGAGUUCAACAUUGCCCUGUCACUUAUGAGAAGUAGCAACGAAGCCAAAAUCAAUAGAGAGUUUGUCCUUCUACCUCACAAUAAGCUUGUAAAAUUGCUUACAGCUGAUAGGAUUCUUCGUGAAAUUAACUUGGUCAAGCUUGAAUCUUUACUUUGGCAUAAUGAUGAAAACAUCAAUAAAAUAACUCAUACAGAGUUCAUGGAAUUGCUUCCUCCACUUUUGCUUUCCACCAAAGAUGUCUAUGUUGGCAGUGCAUAUGGUCCACCAAGAGAAAGUGAGAAAGUUAUUUCACUAGAGUUAGGUGCCUUGGAUGUUUUAAUAUCAGCAUGUGAAAAUGCUAAACCAAUGAACAUCCAGGUAUACCUUGACUCUCAUCGAAGGAAAAUGCAAGUUCUAACUGUGGCAGCUGGCAUGGUUGGAUCGGUUACCACCAAUGAGGGGAAAAAAUCAAGUGAUAUAGAGUUUAUGGAAACAAUGAAUAGGAAUCGACUGGAAAGUGUUGUAGAAGCAGUCAAAGAUGUUUCUCGAAAUGCUAGUAAAGCGAAAGCCUUUGUUGAUCAGUGUGAUAACCCUGAUGGGCAAGACGGUUUCAGUUCACUAGUUUCUAUUGUUGGUGAUUUUCAAUCAUUGCUCCUCACAAUCAUGUGUGCUGCUGUUAAGAUGAUCCUAUCCAGAAAACACUCGUGUACUGGAACCUCCUAUCAGGCUGACCAGUUGGAGAGUUCCUGCCUUGUUGAUGCAGCCAUCGCAUUUUGCAAACUUCAGCAUCUUGAUCCUAUGAUAUCUAUCAAAAUUCAGGUUGACUUGAUUGUGGCAGUGCAUGAUUUGCUUGCUGAAUAUGGGCUCUGCUGUGCUGGGCGUGAUGGUGAAGGGGAGGAAGGGACAUUCCUCAAGUUCACUAUCAAGCAUCUCAUGGCACUAGAUGUGAAACUAAAAUCCCAACUUAAUCCAAAUGGGAUGGAAGAAGAUGCAGCAGAAAAUGACAGAGCAGAAGAUGUUACGACUGAUGAGGCAUCUGUUUGUGACAAUAAACAUAAUUCUGAGGAUGAGGAAGAAUCUGAAUUGGAUGAAAUACAGUCAAGCAUUGACAGUGCCUUGGACCAGGCCUUUUUCUGCUUAUAUGGUUUGAAGAUAAACCCUGAUUCUUGCAGUGAAGAUGAUUUAGCAGUACACAAAAAUACAAGCCGUGGUGAUUAUCAGACAAAAGAACAAUGUGCUGAUGUGUUUCAAUAUGUCCUGCCAUAUGCAAAAGCUCUAUCUAAAACUGGCUUGGUUAAAUUACGAAGAGUGCUGCGAGCUAUACGUAAACACUUUCCACAGCCACCUUAUGACUUAUUGGUCAAUAAUCCUCUUGACAAUUUCUUGGAUGGACCUGAUUCAUGCGAAAAGAUUCUCUCUGAAAUUUACGAAACUAAUGGAUCUAAGGAAGCUGUCCUGAAUGUACUGUUCCCAGGUGAAAAUGGCUACGAAGCAUUCAAGAAACUGUCCAAUGCUAGCUCAGAGCCAUACUCAGAAGUUUAUGGGAACCUGUAUCACUACAUAGCGCAAGUUGAAGAUAUAAGUGCCUCUGACAAGUAUACAGGUUUUGUGUUAAAAAAAGAAGGGGGUGAAUUUGUUCAACAGAGUGCUAACCUUUUCAAGUACGAUCUACUGUAUAACCCAUUGCGGUUCGAAAGCUGGCAGAAGCUUGCUAAUCUGUAUGAUGAGGAGGUUGACUUGUUGCUGAACGAUGGUAGUAAACAUAUUAGCAUUUUGGACUGGCGAACAAAUACAACUUUAAUCCAAAGAGUUGAGAUGGGUCGUAGACAUAGUCGACGCUGCCUAUUGAUGAGUUUAGCAUUGGCUAAAACCGCUUCUGAUAAGGCCCAAAUGCAUGAAAUGUUGGCCCUAGUUUAUUAUGAUAGCCUGCAAAAUGUGGUACCCUUUUAUGAUCAAAGGGCUACUUUGCCAGUGAAGGAUUCAACAUGGGAGACAUUUUGUCGAAAUUCUAUGAAGCACUUUCAGAAGGCGUUUGAACUGAAGGCUGAGUGGCUCUAUGCAUUUUACCUUGGGAAGUUGUGUGAGAAACUGGGGCAUUCCCCUGCUGAAGCAUUUUCAUACUACAACAAAGCUGUUGUGUUGAAUCCAACGGCAGUCGACCCGGUUUACAGGAUGCAUGCAUCACGCAUGAAGUUACUUUAUACCCAAGGAAAGCAGAAUCUGGAUGCUAUACAGGUUGUUGCUGAUUAUACAUACAAACAGUCAACCAAGGAAGAUGUCUUGAGCAUGCUACAGUCCAUAAAUAAUGUCAAGAAUUCACCCUCUGAUCAUAAUGAUAAAUGUGUCCUUGAUAGCACAGCGGAGAAUAAGUUUGUUGACCCUGAUCUACUUGAUAAAGUGUGGCACAUCCUAUAUGAUGAUUGCCUGUGUGCCCUUGGUACUUGUGUGGAAGGUGAGCUGAAGCAUUUCCAUAAGGCGAGAUACAAGCUUGCACAAGGAUUGUAUAGAAGGGGUGAAGCAGGGGACCUAGAGCGAGCUAAAGAAGAGCUUUCAUUUUGUUUCAAAUCUACUCGUUCUUCCUUUACGGUGAACAUGUGGGAAAUUGAUGGUUCUGUUAGAAAAGGAAGGAGGAAAAAUCCAAAUAUUGGUGGAUCCAAAAAGAAUCUGGAGGUCAGCUUGUCAGAAAGUUCACGGAAAUUCAUUACAUGCAUCAGGAAGUACAUGAUACUUUACUUGAACCUUUUGGAGAAAAACAGGGAUUUGUGGACCCUAGAGAGGGCGUACACUUAUCUGCGAACUGAUAAGAGGUUUGCUCUAUGCUUGGGCGAUAUCGUUCCUGUUGGUCUUGGGAAGUACCUUCAAGUUCUAACUUCAGCAAUCCGCAAUCCUGAGAUUCGUAGAGUUUCUGGCGAUGCUUCCGUUGAGAACCUACUUGAGAAAAUGUUUGGUGUGUUCAUGGACCAUGCAAACUUAUGGGCUGAUAUAAGCACUAUUCCAGAGGUCAAUAGUCCCGAGCUAUCAGAAAGCAAUCUUUACAGUUAUAUCCACCAAUACAUCCAUUUGCUUGAGAGUGAUGUCCGACUGGAUGUUCUUGAAGGACUAAAUGAGAAGAUAAGAAAGCGUUUUAAAACACCCAAACUGUCAAACAGCAAUUUCGCCAAGAUAUGCAAGCACGCUUCUCUGGCAUGGUGCCGUUGUAUUCUCAUCAAACUUGCAUCCAUCACUCCACUGCCUGAAUCCAUGGAAACAACUGAUCAGCCUGCUCCACUAUCCAGCGGUCUAGUGCUUUACAUCGACUUGCAACCUGAUGAGCUUCUCAUCUCGUCUCCUGAUGGGCCUGCUCAAUUCAAAGGCCUCGAUAUGAACUGGUUUGAGACUUUUAACAGAAUUAAGAACAUUCCGAUCAGGCAAACAUCCGAAGAUAACAUGGAGACUGCUGUUACUGUCAUGAAGAGCACCUACAACUUCUAUCGGGAGAGCUCUUGCGGAACAUUCCCAUCGGGUAUUAAUCUGUACACAGUCACCCCAUCGCAGCCACCUGUUGAAGGCCUACAGCAAGCCCCAGACGCAAUUGAGAACCUUGACCUCAGUAUUCCAAGGAAGCUCCUUCUAUGGGUUUAUACCUUGGUCCACGGCCGUUACUCCAAUAUAUCAGCCGUUGUAAAGUACUGCGAUGAGAUGAAGUCAAGAAGUAAAAGAGGAGCCCCGACAUCGACAGCGACAGCUUCACAGCAAACCACAGUUUCUCCCCAAGUUGGCUCCAAAGAGAAGAGCACCCACAUUGACCCUAGCGAAGCUCAAGAAGCAGCAGCCCCUACUCCAGCUCCAGCAGCGGCGAUUGCUCCUUCCCAGCAAGAGGCAGGUGUUGCAGUUGCAAGCAGCCCUCAUGAGGCCCAGAAAACCGCCGCCGCGGCGGCGGCUUCUCAACUCACCCGUAGCAGCUCAUCGAGGGCGAUGGAGAGCACUGGUCAGGAUGGCGGUAGAGGAAACGACGGCACGGCUUAGCUUUGCCCCAUGUCUACUGGCUGCUAGUAGGCUAAUUUCUGCAGUGUGUGUGUGUGUGUGUGUGUCCAUGUGAAUAUGUGUGACCUGUGUGGCUGUGUGACUGACCCCCUCCUAAUGUUGAUGUCUCACAACGCUGAUGAUUACCGUCGCAGGAAAAUAUGCUGUACAGUUAUUGAAAACCUGUAACAGACAGUAGUGGCAUGCUUAUUGUCACUCAAUUUACCUACCAAGAUAUAGGUGGAAACAUAGGUCAAGUGCGAAUAGGUUCACAACC